This is a messenger RNA of Musca vetustissima, 519 nucleotides long. RefSeq names its product serine protease inhibitor 88Ea-like. The transcript has 3 exons. The record is from RefSeq and is a predicted model, not a curated record. Gene Ontology annotation, molecular function: serine-type endopeptidase inhibitor activity. The annotation marks the transcript as partial. Lineage: Eukaryota; Metazoa; Arthropoda; Insecta; Diptera; Muscidae.
CACAUAAACACUGAGGAGUUGGUUCAGGGACUACGUCUGCAGUGGGCCAAGAACAAGAAACAUGUCAACAAUGGCUAUCGCCUGGAGAAACAAAUGCGCUACAGUCGUACCAAGAAAAUGCCUUUGGAAUUCACCGCUGCAGAUCGUAUCUACUUCGAUGAGUCCAUCAAUUUGGCUGCCUGCAUGAAGGAGAAUUUCCAAGAUGAACUUGAAUCGUUGGACUUCAGAACCAAAGCCGAAGAGGAGCACAUGGAAAUCAACAACUGGAUUGCAAAUGUAAUACGCAACGAAAUCCCCGAAAUGUUAAAUCUCUGUGAUGUUACCUCCGACAGUCAAAUGGUUUUGGCUAAUGCUGCCUAUUUCAAGGUCGUGGAAGCAAAUUCAGAAGAUGAACCAAAUUCAAUUGUACCGGACACUGAAAUAUUAAGCUAUGUCGAUGAGACAACAAUGUCUACUUUUUGUGAGGAGAAUAGUAUCAACGAAGUUCCUCCAAGAAAAAAGGCUAAGACCAUUAAAUGA